Messenger RNA from Mus musculus (house mouse), 5944 nucleotides. RefSeq names its product heat shock 105kDa/110kDa protein 1 (gene Hsph1). Gene Ontology annotation, molecular function: adenyl-nucleotide exchange factor activity; ATP hydrolysis activity; ATP binding. Gene Ontology annotation, cellular component: cytosol; nucleoplasm; protein-containing complex. NCBI's taxonomy places the organism in Eukaryota, Metazoa, Chordata, Mammalia, Rodentia, Muridae. Gene Ontology annotation, biological process: regulation of leukocyte activation; response to stress. The transcript has 18 exons. The record is from RefSeq and is a predicted model, not a curated record. The coding region runs from base 2647 to 5280 and encodes 877 amino acids.
GCAUUUAUUAAUAGUCUCAGAGUUCUUAUUCUGGGAAACAAAGUAGCCAGGCAGAAAAGCUCACAGAUAUACACUACUGCAUGUAGGGCCCAUGAAAGCCAGAGAAGGGCACUGGAUCCCCUAAACUGGAGUAACAGGUGUCUGUGCGCUGCCACGUGGGUGCUGGGAAUGGAAACCCAGGCCCUCUGCAAGAGCAGCAAGUGCUCUUAAACCACUAAGCCAUCAAUCACUCCAGCAGGAUUUGUUUGUAUCAAAUUUAGUUUCUGCCUAAAACUUCUAACACUGUGACAAAAGAAGCCUGGGACAUUACCUGAUAGAGAUCAAUGAGCACACAGCACAACAGAGUGAGGCUAACAGAGAACGACAAACACAGGGCUUCUUACGGCCUCUCGAGAAUGAACUCACUCCACAUAAGCAGAUAGGGGAGCUGGUUAAAAACACAGAAGACAAGAUAGCCACACAUCCGAGCCUCCACAAGAGGCAAGGCUGCAGUUCUGUCCUUGGGCUUGAAUGAUCCUUCUUAAAAAUCUACAGAACGCUCAUUCACAUAGGAGAUGUCUUAUUUACAUCCAGUCCUUCCAAAACCCCAGAGAGGAUGGGUGUUACUGACAUUUUACAGGUUAGCUCAGCAUUACACACAUUAAGUACAAUUACAUGGUAAUUACAUGGUUAGUGUUUUGUGUAAGUUUUUGAUCAUUAUAAAACCCCAUGAGAGAGUACACAGGAAGGGCUGGUAAUUACCAGUUUGCAUAGCCCUCGAAUUAAUAAGAACAGGGAGAACACACACCCAUGAAGUCCAAAUUUGGGUGCUGUAUUUUAUAUAAUGCAUAUUAGCAAUAAGUGCUAAGAUUUGAACCUGACCUAAAUCUGUCCAGGUCCACAUCUCUCCGCAGUUUAUUUAUAUAAACAUAUAAAGUAUGGGAAGCAAAUCAAAUAAUUUAGAGGUCAUCUUUGUUUAAAAAAAAAAGCUAUGAUUCUAGUAAUUUUUAAAAAGUUUUUGGCUGGAGAGAUGGCUCAGUGGUUAAGAGCACCGAUUGUUCUUCCGAAGGUCCUCAGUUCAAAUCCCAACAACCACAUGGGAAAAAAAAAAAAAAAAAAAAAAAAAAAACUAAAGGGAAAACUGGUCAACCUCAUAUUCUGCUGGGUGGUGGUGGCCCACGCCUUUAAUCCCAGCACUUGGGAGGCAGAGGCAAGCAGAUUUCUGAGUUCGAGGCCAGCCUGGUCUACAAAGUGAGUUCCAGGACAGCCAGGGUUACACAGAGAAACCCUGUCUCGAAAAAACCAAAAAAAAAAAAAAAAAAAAAAAGAGUUUUCAUAUACUUAAAAAAAAGCCGGGGUGGUGGAGGUUUCAGAGACACAAAAUGAAAAGAAUGCCAACAAACAUAUUUCAAAUUUAAAAACGCAGCUGCUCUGGGAUAGCGUUGGUUCUUCUCCCAUUUUAAAUAGUUAUGCUAGCAGGUGAAAUAACUUAAGUGGCAAGCCGAUCAAUCACCACGAAUAAAACUUACUCUGCAAUUUGUAUAGAAAGCUCCCAUUUAAGCAACCCCACUUGUCCUACGGGAAGAGGCAUACUUCAGGAGUUAGUUUUUAACCCUGGGCCCCAACUCUUCAUUCAAUUACACACUUAUUUAGCAGCGCACGUUUUAAUUGUGCAUAUUUCCAUAUUCUAGAGGGUACACACGGGGUUUUCAGGCAAACUUUGACGUUUUUUUUAACGGUACAUAAGAAUUGAAAGCAGGAGCCAGCAGCAUCCACCUCUGCUUUCUCUUCAUGGAACCUAAGCUUACUUUCCAAGGAAAGAAAAUGAAAGGUUAGAUUAAACAAGGAAUAAACCAUACACCCAUUUAUUAAACCAUAUUAUUAGCCAUUACAUUAAAUCAUAACCUUAUGGUUAGGAGUGGCAGGGUUAAACAAAGUCGGCUUAAACUAGUAUCCAAAAUAUGCAAAACCCUGUCGGCAAAACACCAGCAGCUUCCCAAAUUGCAUAGCAAUCAAAAGUUUUCAUUUAAGAAGAAGAAGAAGAAGAAGAAGAAGAAGAAGAAGAAGAAGAAGAAGAAGAAGAAGAAGAAGAAGAAGAAGAAGAAGAAGAAGAAAACCCUUCUGUGUUUUAUUCUGCAACAAUCUUGCCAGCGGACAAAUGUCUACAAAAUAUAAACCGCGUUUGCGGCUUAUCCUGACGCCCCUAAAUCGCAAUCCAUUAGCUGUUGAAAAAACAAGCAAGAACGGAACACAGAACAAAGCAUACACCAGAGAAAGAGCGCGAAUCGGCAGCAGCCAGCUGGGCCUCUUUUUACUGAGCCCUUAAGACAAAGCAGGAUCGUGGCACGCACCACGGGCUGGACUACAUAUCCUAGCAUGCAAAGCACCGAGGCCUCACCACUGGACUGCGUUUCCCAGCAUGCAAGGCGCUAGGGUCUCCCGGCCAGACUACGCUUCCCGACAUGCUCUCUGCCAACAGCAAGUUCGUGACCGGAGAGGCCUGGGGUCCCGGAGUAGUGUGUUCUUUCUCCGUCCUUUCAAUAGUUUUUCGGCGUCGGGAGCCGGACACUGCCACCGGAGUCACCACUUAAGCGACAGAAGUUCCCGACCGGUUAUUCACUGGAGUCAACUGGAACGAAAACUGCCCCUCAGGCUGGGGAGGGCGGGAUGGAGGCCGGGCAAGCUCGGUCAGUUUUAGCCAAUGGCGCCCGAGCAGCUGCCCUGUCACCAUGGCAACUCAGGCCGCCCGCGGAGGGACCAGCAGUCCAUUGGGUAGAAUCUUUCUCGAAGGCUCGAGAAGAAGGAAGCGGAAGUGGCACGUGGAGGCGCCGGUCAGUCAUAUCAUUUGGAUCAAAAAACAGAACAAUUGGAGUUGCAGCCAAAAACCAGCAAAUCACUCAUGCAAACAAUACGGUCUCUAGCUUUAAGAGAUUUCAUGGCAGAGCAUUCAAUGACCCCUUCAUUCAGAAGGAAAAGGAGAACCUGAGCUAUGAUUUGGUCCCAAUGAAAAAUGGUGGCGUGGGAAUAAAGGUCAUGUACAUGGAUGAAGAACAUUUCUUCAGUGUGGAGCAGAUAACAGCCAUGCUGCUGACUAAGUUAAAGGAAACUGCAGAAAACAACCUCAAGAAGCCAGUGACAGACUGUGUCAUCUCAGUCCCAUCCUUCUUCACAGAUGCUGAGCGAAGGUCUGUGCUGGAUGCUGCGCAGAUUGUGGGCUUGAACUGCUUGCGGCUCAUGAAUGACAUGACGGCUGUUGCUUUGAAUUAUGGGAUUUAUAAGCAAGAUCUCCCGAAUGCCGAGGAGAAGCCACGGGUGGUGGUGUUUGUUGACAUGGGACACUCAUCUUUCCAAGUGUCUGCCUGUGCUUUUAACAAAGGAAAACUGAAGGUUCUAGGCACAGCUUUUGAUCCCUUCUUAGGAGGAAAGAACUUUGAUGAGAAGCUAGUAGAACAUUUUUGUGCUGAAUUUAAAACCAAGUACAAAUUGGAUGCAAAAUCCAAAAUUCGAGCCCUCCUUCGUCUCCAUCAGGAGUGUGAAAAGUUGAAAAAGCUCAUGAGUUCUAACAGCACGGACCUGCCGCUGAACAUCGAGUGCUUUAUGAAUGACAAGGAUGUCUCUGGGAAGAUGAACAGGUCACAGUUUGAAGAACUGUGUGCUGAGCUCCUGCAAAAAAUAGAGGUCCCCCUUCACUCGUUGAUGGCACAGACUCAGCUCAAGGCUGAAGAUGUGAGUGCCAUUGAGAUAGUGGGAGGUGCCACAAGAAUCCCAGCUGUGAAAGAAAGAAUUGCCAAGUUCUUUGGAAAAGAUGUCAGCACCACGCUCAAUGCAGACGAAGCUGUGGCCAGAGGCUGUGCACUGCAGUGUGCAAUUCUUUCUCCGGCAUUUAAAGUUAGAGAGUUCUCUGUCACCGAUGCAGUUCCUUUUCCAAUAUCUCUGGUCUGGAACCACGACUCGGAAGAAACGGAAGGUGUGCACGAGGUGUUCAGUCGGAACCAUGCUGCUCCUUUCUCCAAAGUGCUCACCUUCCUGAGAAGGGGGCCCUUUGAGCUAGAAGCUUUCUAUUCUGACCCUCAAGGAGUUCCAUAUCCAGAAGCAAAAAUAGGCCGUUUUGUUGUUCAGAAUGUUUCUGCACAGAAAGAUGGAGAGAAGUCGAGAGUGAAGGUCAAAGUGCGUGUGAACACACAUGGCAUCUUCACCAUCUCCACGGCUUCCAUGGUGGAGAAGGUCCCGACCGAGGAAGAGGAUGGCUCCUCUCUCGAGGCAGACAUGGAAUGUCCAAACCAGAGGCCAACAGAAAGCUCGGAUGUGGAUAAAAAUAUCCAGCAAGACAACAGUGAAGCUGGAACACAGCCCCAGGUACAAACUGAUGGUCAACAAACCUCACAGUCUCCCCCUUCACCUGAACUUACCUCAGAAGAAAGCAAAACCCCAGAUGCUGACAAAGCAAAUGAAAAGAAAGUUGAUCAGCCUCCAGAAGCCAAGAAACCUAAAAUAAAGGUGGUAAAUGUUGAGCUGCCUGUAGAAGCCAACUUGGUAUGGCAGUUAGGGAGAGACCUUCUUAACAUGUAUAUUGAGACAGAGGGCAAGAUGAUCAUGCAAGACAAGCUGGAGAAGGAGCGGAACGACGCCAAGAACGCCGUGGAGGAGUGUGUAUAUGAGUUCAGGGACAAGCUAUGUGGACCAUAUGAGAAAUUCAUAUGUGAGCAGGAACAUGAGAAGUUCUUGAGGCUUCUAACAGAGACGGAAGACUGGCUGUAUGAGGAAGGGGAGGACCAGGCUAAGCAGGCAUACAUUGACAAGUUGGAAGAGCUGAUGAAAAUGGGCACUCCUGUUAAAGUCAGAUUUCAAGAAGCUGAGGAACGACCGAAAGUGUUGGAGGAGCUGGGGCAGCGCCUGCAGCACUAUGCCAAGAUUGCAGCGGACUUCAGAGGCAAGGAUGAGAAAUACAACCACAUUGAUGAAUCAGAAAUGAAGAAGGUUGAGAAGUCUGUUAAUGAGGUGAUGGAGUGGAUGAAUAAUGUCAUGAAUGCUCAGGCUAAAAGAAGUCUUGAUCAAGACCCUGUUGUUCGAACUCAUGAAAUCAGAGCGAAGGUCAAGGAAUUGAACAAUGUUUGUGAACCUGUUGUAACUCAACCCAAACCAAAAAUCGAGUCACCUAAACUGGAGAGAACUCCAAAUGGCCCAAAUAUUGACAAGAAAGAAGAUUUAGAAGGCAAAAAUAAUCUUGGUGCUGAAGCUCCGCAUCAGAAUGGUGAAUGCCACCCUAAUGAGAAGGGCUCUGUCAACAUGGACCUGGACUAGGCUCUGUGCUGGCUCCCUCCCCCACUUCAUGAGAUGUGUUUGCCAUAGUAUGUGAUCCUGUAUAACAGACUGAGUCUAUUUAUAUUUUCUUUUUUUUAAGACUGUCUAGAAAUUUUGUGUAUUAUGAGGGGAAAAAAGGAAAAGCUUGAAUCUGUGUAGUCUCUGACCCUAAGUGAGAAUGACUUUGGUGUCAGGGUCCUGUGGAGUUGUGCCCCACACUGAGCUCUGUACAGUAUUGCUGCUCAUACACUGAGGAGGUGGGGUCGUCUUCUGAGGAUAUGAACUACACUGCUUGGUCACACGCUGGGAUCAGAAUCUUAAGCAGUUAUUCUUGCCAAGGGUUUUGUUUUGUUUUGCAUUUUGCUCUUCAUUUCCGCAUGUGUGUGGCUGUGGUUGUUUAUAAAUGAGACUAAGUCUGAUUUGCAUAAGGGCUUUCAAAAAUUAAGUCUGUCCAGUAGAGUGAUUUUGCUUUCAUUAUUACCAAGUCAAGAGUACAACAGAGCUAGUGAACCGUAGCAGCAUGCGAAGCAGGGCUGUGAACUAUCACCACACAGUGCAUUGUCCCGUGGAGGUGUGACACGGGAGACACACGUGUGGAUCAUGUGAUCAUUGUGAACACCUCGUGAGCUUUAAAAUAAAGUCCACCCUGUGGUGUCAUUUCUAA